CACUAUUGUUCAUAUCUCUGCAGCUCCUGAUGUCCCCACCAUUACAAAGGCUUCCUCCAAACAGAGCCAAAGCAUCACGGUGGAUUUCACACAAAUCUCGGGUGCCACCUCGUACAUCCUGCGUACCGAGACCAGCGACGGCAAGUGGUCCGAGACGCCCGUGGCAGGCUCUCCAGGGACGGCGUCCGGCUUGAAGCCUUACACCGACUAUAUUGUGAGCGUCAUGUCUGUCAACAGCGCUGGCAGGAGCCAGCCUUCGUUCCAAGUCCAAGUAAAGACAGUGCUGCCCCCUCUUCAGUUAAACAGCAGCUCCCCCAGUAACAGCAGCAUCUUCAUAUACUGGCCUUCGGUACCAAAUGCCGUGCUGUACACCAUCAGCCUUUUCCCUGAAGGCUUAUUCUCAACAAUACGCAGCAACACCAGCAACACCAACAUGACUUUUACUAACCUGACGGCUGGCACGAACUACACCAUCAGUGCUACUGCCUGGGGUCAAGACAAUGUGCCUGGGGAUACGGUCACCAUCUACCAGAUGAGCUCUCCAGGGACUCCUCAGUCCAUUGUACUGCAGUCUACACCACCGAAUAUUUUGGUGUCCUGGAAUCCAGUGAAGGGAGCAAGUCUGUAUGUGGCAAGCUCGGCUGGACUGAACUGCUCGUCCACAUCAAAUUCCUGUAUUUUGAGUCAACCGAGUUGUGGAGAGAUCUAUAUAAUAUCCGUUACUGCCUUUAACCAAGCUGGACCCAGCCAAGCCUCAGCACCACUGCGUUUCAUUUCAGCCCCAUGUGCUCCAGAUCCAAUCAGUGUGGAUGACCUUGGAAAUGCUACCUGCUCCCUGUCCUGGAAAAAUGUCUCAAAUUCGGACAAUUACACGGCCUACAGCAAGAGAGAUGACGGAAUCGAAGAGACGUGUAACUCCACUGGCACAUUCUGUACCUUCAGCUGCCAGUGCGGCUACUCGUAUAUCAUAAGUGUGUUCGCCAACAACCAAGCUGGAACCAGUUCCCCAGGACCUGUCCUAAAUAAAACCACUGUGCCAUGCUGUCCAACAAACGUUUCUGUGUCAAUGAUUUCCUGGGAGUCCCUCAAGAUCAUGUGGGAAAUGCAAAGAGGGGUAGACAUGUACAUGGUGCAGGCCCUGGAUCCUUCAAACCAUGCAGAGGUUUGUCAAGACAGCUCAACUGAGUGUGUACUCUCUGAUCUCAAGUGCAAUACCAAAUACAAGGUUGGGGUUUUUCCUUGCAAUGAUGUCCAGGGGUGUAACUUGUCCUGCCAAGUCCAGACCCAAGAAACAGCCCCCUGUAUGCCUGAGAAUGUGGCCGCAAGUGUGAUCAACGCCUCCUCCAUCAUUGUCACCUGGUCGUCCACUAACAACGCUGCCAACUAUACGGUCAACGUGAUCGGAACCGAUUGCCCCCCUGCCUGUCAAUCGAGGGGAACAUCCUGUCAGGUGAACGGAUUAUCUUGUGGCUCCUCCUAUCAGAUCACCGCCAUCGCCUCCACCACGGCAGGAGUGAGCAUGCCCAGUUAUAGCGUGUUCUACCACACAGCUCCAUGCUGUCCAGCCACAUUGAACAUCUUUCCAGUAAGCCAGGCGAUGAGUAAUGUCAUGUGGUCAACUUCUCAAGGAGCUCAAUACUUUAUAGCAUCGCUGACCUCGUCGCAAGGCAAUGCCACAUGUCACACAACACAGACCAGUUGCCUGAUGGGGUGCAUCACUUGUGGGACAAACUACACUGUCUCAUUACAGGCCAUCAACUCCAGGGGAAACACAUCAGUCUGCACGUACCGCGGAUUCUCCUACAGUGAGUGCUGUCCUUCAAGAAUCCGUCUUUAUACACGCUCCAAUAAUACCCUGCGUGUGUCCUGGUCAUCCUCAAACUCCUUCAGUAACUUCACGGCCCAGGUGACAGGUGGAGGACGGGUCUACACGUGCAGCCCCAUCCCGGGACAGAGCAUGUGCGACGUGUCAGAGGUCACAUGUGGUAAUGUGUACUCGGUCAUGGUGGCGCCCUUAAACCCAGACGGAUUCUCGGUGACCUUCUGUCCCAGUAGAACAUACUUCGUUUAUUGUUCAGGAAGCAGCGUCGGAAUGGUACUCUAUCGAGGCAAGAGAAGUCUGGAUUAGCAAGCGAGCUUCAUCAGACCAAAGAGCACAGCUGCAAUCUUCUGCAUAACAACCCCACAAAACUACCCAGACUAACACCCUAAAACCUGCUUUCAUAUUCAAGUUGUAGAAUAAUUACAAUAUCCAUACACUAUAUGGGCAAAAGUACUGGGACACCUGACUUUUCCCAACCAUACGCAGUUUCUUUCCAAACUGUUACCACAAACACAU
Silurus meridionalis is the source of this 2338-nucleotide messenger RNA. Its product is annotated as fibronectin type III domain-containing protein 7-like. The record is from RefSeq and is a predicted model, not a curated record. The coding region runs from base 224 to 2128 and encodes 634 amino acids. The transcript is spliced from 11 exons. Gene Ontology annotation, molecular function: protein binding. NCBI's taxonomy places the organism in Eukaryota, Metazoa, Chordata, Actinopteri, Siluriformes, Siluridae.